AAAGGCGUGUCGAAUGUACCAACUAGAACGUCGACUCAAUCUUAUAGGUUAUCAAAAGAAGGUGUAACCCACCGAGAGAGAACAUUUUCUUUUAUUUAUUGAUCAUCUAUCGCCAGAAGCGAGUUAACUGUAGCUUUGCUACUAUUUGGUGCGAGUGCGAGUGUUUCCCAUCUCAUCGAAAGUCGCAAUGUUCCCGUUGAAACCUUUAGAACCUUCAAAUUACUUGUUAUCUCCAUCAUCAUGUUCAUCAUCUUUAUCUCCUUCACCUUCAAGUCAUUCGGAUAAUUUAGCCGAUAAGAUAAAUAAGAAUUUACUUUACUUUAACAAUACAGUUCUUAAUUAUUCAUCAAAUAAUAACAAUUAUCAGCAUGUUAACUGUGAAUCAACUCCAUCAUCAUCAUCAUCUUCUCAGAUAAUAACAUCUUCUUGCCAACCAACAGCAUCAACAACUCCACCACCCUCAUCAUUACUAUCAACAUCAUCCAUGGAUAUUAAUAACAAACGGACCAGUACGAACUCUAAUCAUGUCUCUCAAUCAAUUGGUCAACAACAACAAGGUCAAUCUCAGGAAUUAUCUCGACCACCAUAUUCUUAUAUCGCUCUUAUUUCAAUGGCGAUUGAAUCUUCAACCGAAAAACGAUUAACUCUCAGUUCAAUUUACGAGUUUAUCAUCGAUAAAUUUGAAUAUUAUCGACAGAACAAGCAUGGUUGGCAGAAUUCAAUUCGUCACAAUUUAUCGUUAAACGGAUGCUUCGUUCGUGAACCUCGAGACGACAAGAAACCAGGGAAAGGUUCGUUCUGGCGACUUCAUCCCGCUUCCUAUGGGAUGUUUGACCAUGGAAGUUACUUGAGGCGGAAAAAACGAUUCAAAGAUAAUUUAAUGAAAGAAGAUGUUAAUUGUUCCCAAUCGAAAACUUCAACGGCAACAAUUGACCCUCUUCGCAAGUCCCGAUCAAAGAAACAACCAAAUAAACGUAAACAAUUGCGAAACUCUUCCUCACCCAAUCCAAUUAAAUGUAAUUCUAUUGAUUCUAAUAAUUAUAUUACACCGAUUUCGCUGAGUACAAUUGAUGAUAAAUUCAAUGAUGAUUCUGGUCAAGGGUCAACCAAAUUGUCCAAUAAACGGUCAACAAUUAAAGGUUGCGAUAGGAGUUCAGGAUUAUGUUCAGUUGAUUAUCUUGAUGAUGAGGAUGAAAAUCAAAUGAUGAAUUCACCAAAACAAUUGGUAAUUGAUUGUAAUCCUUAUAAUGAUAAUUACUUUGAAAGGAAAGAUAGAGAUUAUGAUUUAAUUGAUUCUCAUCAUUCUUAUCAUCAAAAUCAUCUUAAUAAUCAUCAAUCUAACGGUAAUUAUAAUCAUUUCGUUAAAUUGGAACCUUUUUCAUCCUCAAAUCUUCAUCAUUUAUCUUCCUCUGGAUCAUCAUCUUCAUCUUCAUCAACAACAAUACCAAUGGUUGAUUUAGUUUUUAAUCCUUACAAUACAAUUUUCACCGAUCACAAUCAACUAAUUGCUGAUAAUCAAGAUAAUGUAACACCAAUUAGUUUAACAAAUGGUUCGAUUGUCUCUUCAUCAGGAUUAUCUUCAUCCUCUCUAUCAUCAUCAUCGAUGACAUCUUCUUCUUCAUCUUCACCCUCUUCAUUAUCAUCUCUUUCAUCAUCUUCUUCACCUUCUUCAUCCUCAUCCCCAUCUACAACCUCAUCUUCAACCGGAAGUGGUUCUGGUGCAAAUGAAUUAAAUCAAAGUGUUAAUCAUGAUUCAUGUUCAACUUUCACUGUUGACAGUUUAAUGUCAACAACAGCAAACACAACAAACACAACAAAAACAACAACAACAACAACACCUUCAAGUGCCGAUCAUCAUCCUCAUCAUCUUAAUCCGUAUCAUCUUCCACCAUCAUCUAUUGGAUUAUCAGGAACAAUUGAAAUCUCAUCAUCCUCUUAUUCAGAUCAAAUAUCAACCUUAACAAUAUCAACUGCAGCUUCAUCUCUAUCAUCAUCAUCAUCAUCAUCAUCAUCGGUAUCUUCAGCUUUAGUUUCAUCAACAACAACAUCAUCAUCUGGUUCAUCUCCAUCAUCAGCAACCUCGACAACACCAACACCAUCAUCAAUUUAUCAUCAUUCAAAUCAAUCGUUAUCUGUCAUGAUUGACCCAACUAGUAAUUCUCAUGCUCAUCUUCAACCAUCAUCAUCAUCAUCAUCAUAUGAUCGUUGCCUUACAUCAACGGUUCCUUCUUGGUAUCAGGAUGAAAUUCAUCACCCCUCUCUUCCUGAAAAUCAUCAUCAUCAUCAUUCAUAUCAUCAUAUUGGCUCAUCUUCCUCCCUGGUAACAUCAUUGGGACAACAAAGUUGGUCAAAUUUUCGCGAUUAUUAUCCAGAGGAAAUUAAUCUUCAUCAUUCAAGAUCACCGCAUUCAUUUCAACCUCCACCACCACCACCACCACCACCCCAGCAACAGCCACAACCACAACACCAACAACAACCACCAAAUCAUCAUCAUCACCACCACUACAAUCAUCAUCCAAUUUACAAUGAAGAUACGUGCAACCAACGGAUGCAGGCAAUAUCAUCAUCAAAUUUACCUAAUUGUGCUCAAACAUUUAAUCACCCUAACUACUCAACAGCAAAUUAUCCUUGCUACUAGUCACCUUAAUCAUAAUCACCUUGAUCAUCACACAAUUUAAAACUAAUUAAUAAAUCUCUCAGUUAAUCUGAAUAAGAACAAUAAAAAAUGUAUCCUCUUGUUUUCACUCAUUAAAAUCUUUUGAUCUCUCUGUCAAAAUAUCAAAAAGUCUUCAAAUUAACCAAUUCACAAUUAACAGUAUUUCAAAUCCUCAUGAUGAUGACGAUGAAUCAUGAUGAUCAGAGUAAAUCAGAUUCGAUAGUAAAAUUACAAAUAAUCAUAAUCUCUGAAUGAAUUGAUAAAAAAAGAAUCAGAAAAAACUUUCAUCUGAACUUCCUUGUUUUUUUUUCCUAAUAUUUUCUCAUUUGAUUUAAUCAUAACAAUUUAUUAAUUUCUCGAAUCUAUAUAUUAAUAUCAAUAUUUUCAUCAUCUUAAUCAUCAUCU
Panonychus citri (citrus red mite) is the source of this 3061-nucleotide messenger RNA. RefSeq names its product serine-rich adhesin for platelets-like. The transcript has a single exon. The coding region runs from base 188 to 2638 and encodes 816 amino acids. The record is from RefSeq and is a predicted model, not a curated record. Gene Ontology annotation, molecular function: DNA-binding transcription factor activity, RNA polymerase II-specific; RNA polymerase II cis-regulatory region sequence-specific DNA binding. Gene Ontology annotation, biological process: cell differentiation; anatomical structure morphogenesis; regulation of transcription by RNA polymerase II. NCBI's taxonomy places the organism in Eukaryota, Metazoa, Arthropoda, Arachnida, Trombidiformes, Tetranychidae.